AUGAAGAAUGUCACUGAAGUUACUAUAUUUGUACUGAAGGGCUUCACAGACAAGCUUGAACUGCGAAUCAUCUUGUUCUCCCUGUUUCUGGCAAUUUACCUAUUUACUCUGAUGGGAAAUUUGGGACUGGUUGUAUUGGUUGUUGGGGAUUCUCGGCUCCACAACCCCAUGUACUAUUUUCUCAGUGUGUUGUCGUUCUUGGAUGCCUGCUAUUCCUCAGUUGUUACUCCCAAAAGGUUGGUCAAUUUUCUAUCGGAGAAUAAAGUCAUUUCAUUUUUUGGAUGUGCAGAACAGAUGUUUCUCAUAGUUACAUUUGGGACCACAGAAUGCUUUCUCUUGGCUGCAAUGGCAUAUGAUCGCUAUGCAGCAAUCUAUAACCCUCUGUUGUAUUCAGUUAAGAUGUCACCGAGGCUCUAUGUGCCACUCAUCGUUGUUUCCUAUGUUGGUGGCAUUUUGACUGCUUCAGUGCAAACAGGGACUGCAUUUACUCUAAGCUUCUGUGCAUCUAAUGAAAUUAGACAUGUCUUUUGUGACAUUCCUCCUGUCCUUGCUAUUUCUUGUUCUGACACUCACACAAACCAGCUUUUAGUUUCCUACUUUACAGGCAUUAUUGAGAUAAUUACUAUCCUGAUUGUCCUGGUCUCCUAUGGUUUCAUUCUGUUGGCCAUUCUGAGGAUGCAUUCUGCUGAAGGGAGACAAAAAGUCCUUUCCACAUGUGGCUCUCACCUAACUGGAGGGUCAAUUUAUUACGGAACAAUCUUCUCCAAGUAUGUGAGACCGAGUUCCAGCUACUCUUUGGACCAAGACAUGAUAGUGUCAAUAUUUUACACGAUUGUGAUUCCCAUGCUGAAUCCCGUCAUUUAUAGUUUAAGGAAAAAAGAUGUAAAAGAGGCAAUGAAAAGAGUGUUUGGUGAAAUUGGGUGUAUCAAUAAAAUAUAUUUUUCACACUAA
Molecule: messenger RNA, 951 nt
Organism: Equus quagga
Lineage: Eukaryota; Metazoa; Chordata; Mammalia; Perissodactyla; Equidae
Product: olfactory receptor 5T2-like
Exons: 1
Coding region: 1-951 (316 amino acids)
Biological process (GO): sensory perception of smell; G protein-coupled receptor signaling pathway
Cellular component (GO): membrane
Molecular function (GO): olfactory receptor activity; G protein-coupled receptor activity; odorant binding
Source: RefSeq, a predicted model, not a curated record